CCUGAUCUGUGGCACCUUACAUAUCCACCGACUGCAGGAGGGAAGCAAAAUUGACGAGCAAAUUUACACUUACAUCCGCCAACAUACUUCUAGAACCGUCAAAGGAAGAAAAUACACAAGUCCAGCCUAAGCAGUGAUGUCGGCCAAAGCCAUCUCUGAGCAGACGGGAAAGGAGUUCCUCUACAAGCACAUCUGCACAUCGGCAGCUGUCCAGAACAGAUUCCGCUAUGCCAACGUGACGGCCGAGACGGACUUUGAGCGACUGGCGCUAGAGCACCCAUGGCUGCUCACAGAGAGGCUGGUGGUGAAGCCGGACCAGCUGAUCAAGAGGCGAGGGAAGCUGGGCCUGGUCGGCGUCAACCUGGACCUGAGCGGCGUCAGAGAGUGGCUGAAGUCCCGCCUCAUGAGAGAGACGACAGUGGGAAAAGCCAAGGGCGUUCUCAAGAACUUCCUGAUCGAGCCUUUUGUCCCCCAUAAGCAGGAGGAGGAGUUCUACGUGUGCAUCUACGCCUCCCGCGAGGGCGACUAUGUGCUGUUUCACCAUGAGGGAGGGGUGGAUGUGGGAGAUGUGGAUGCCAAGGCGAAGAAGCUGCUAAUUGGAGUGGAUGAAAAGAUCAGUGAAGACUCUGUGAAGAAAGAGCUGCUGACUCAAGUCCCCAACGACAAGAAAGUGGUCCUGGCCAGCUUCAUUGUUGGGCUCUUCAACCUGUAUGAGGACCUGUUCUUCACAUACCUGGAGAUCAAUCCACUGGUGGUCACAAAAGAUGGAGUUUACGUCCUGGACAUGGCAGCCAAGAUCGAUGCCACAGCUGACUAUAUCUGCAAGGCCAAGUGGGGAGACGUGGAGUUCCCUCCACCCUUCGGCAGGGAGGCUUAUCCUGAGGAGGCCUACAUUGCCGACCUUGAUGCCAAGAGUGGUGCCAGCCUCAAACUGACCCUGCUCAACCCGCGAGGCAGGAUCUGGACCAUGGUGGCAGGAGGAGGCGCCUCAGUGGUGUACAGUGACACAAUCUGCGACCUGGGUGGCGUUAACGAGCUGGCCAAUUAUGGGGAGUAUUCAGGAGCACCAAGCGAACAGCAGACCUAUGACUACGCCAAGACUAUCCUGUCUCUGAUGACCAGAGAGAAGCAUCCUGAUGGAAAAGUUUUGAUCAUCGGGGGAAGCAUUGCAAAUUUCACGAAUGUUGCAGCAACAUUUAAGGGGAUUGUUCGAGCCAUCAGAGACUUUCAGGUGCCACUGAAGGAGCAUGAGGUCACCAUUUUUGUCCGACGUGGAGGCCCCAACUACCAGGAAGGUCUCAGAGUGAUGGGAGAAGUUGGCAAGACAACCGGGAUCCCCAUCCAUGUCUUUGGCACAGAAACCCACAUGACUGCCAUUGUUGGCAUGGCACUGGGCCGCCGGCCAAUCCCCAACCAGCCUCCUGUUGCUGCCCACACUGCCAACUUCCUUCUCAACUCCAGCGGCAGCACAUCGACCCCAGUAUCCAGCAGAACUGCUUCUUUCUCUGAAAACAGAGCCAAAGUUGAGGGCUCACCAGCCAAGAAGCUCAAAGAUGGAGCUCCCAUUGUCAAGGCAACUACCCUCUUCAGCAAACAAACCAAGUCCAUAGUGUGGGGUAUGCAGACGCGGGCUGUACAGGGCAUGCUGGACUUUGAUUACGUCUGCUCCAGAGAGGAGCCAUCUGUUGCAGCCAUGGUCUACCCGUUCACUGGAGACCACAAACAGAAGUACUAUUGGGGCCAUAAAGAGAUCCUCAUACCAGUGUAUAAGAACAUGAGUGACGCCAUGAAGAAGCAUCCCGAUGUGGACGUGCUCAUCAACUUUGCCUCUUUGCGUUCAGCCUUUGAUAGCACCAUGGAGACCAUGCAGUACACACAGAUUCACACCAUUGCCAUCAUCGCUGAGGGAAUCCCUGAAGCCCAUACCAGGAAGAUCAUCAAGGCCGCAGAUGGGAAGGGUGUUACAAUCAUUGGACCAGCAACCGUUGGAGGAAUCAAACCAGGCUGUUUCAAGAUCGGAAACACGGGAGGCAUGUUGGAUAACAUCCUCGCCUCCAAGCUCUAUCGUCCGGGCAGUGUGGCCUACGUGUCCCGCUCAGGCGGCAUGUCCAAUGAACUCAACAACAUAAUCUCGCGCACCACUGACGGUGUUUUUGAAGGUGUUGCCAUUGGUGGGGACAGAUACCCAGGCUCAGUGUUUACUGAUCACGUGCUGCGCUACCAAGACACUCCCGGAGUAAAGAUGAUUGUUGUACUGGGAGAGAUUGGAGGCACAGAGGAGUACAAGAUCUGCCAGGCCAUCAAACAGGGCAGGAUCACAAAGCCAGUGGUGUGCUGGUGUAUUGGCACCUGUGCCACCAUGUUCUCCUCAGAGGUGCAGUUCGGCCAUGCAGGAGCCUGUGCCAACCAGGCCUCUGAGACGGCAGUAGCUAAGAACGAGGCUCUGGAGGAGGCUGGUGCCUUCGUCCCCAAGAGCUUUGACGAGCUGGGAGACAUCAUCACUUCUGUUUAUGAUGACCUUGUUGCCAAAGGAGUUAUCCAGCCAGCCGAAGAGAUGCCUCCUCCCACUGUGCCGAUGGAUUACUCGUGGGCACGAGAGCUGGGUCUGAUCCGUAAGCCUGCUUCCUUCAUGACAAGUAUCUGUGACGAGAGGGGUCAAGAGCUCAUCUACGCAGGCAUGCCCAUCACUGAGGUCUUCAAGUCAGAAAUAGGCCUCGGAGGAACUCUGGGGCUUCUCUGGUUCCAGAGGAGGUUGCCGAGGUAUGCCUGCCAGUUCAUUGAGAUGUGCCUUAUGGUGACGGCUGAUCACGGCCCUGCUGUUUCCGGGGCCCACAACACCAUCGUCUGUGCUCGAGCUGGCAAAGAUCUCAUCUCCAGCCUCACCUCCGGCCUCCUAACCAUCGGUGACCGCUUUGGAGGUGCUCUGGAUGCUGCAGCAAAGCAGUUCAGCAAGGCUUUCGACAGCGGCAUGCUGCCCAUGGAGUUCGUCAACAAGAUGAAGAAGGAUGGCAAGCUGAUCAUGGGCAUCGGACACAGAGUCAAGUCGAUUAACAAUCCAGACAUGAGAGUCCAGAUCUUGAAAGACUUCGUGAAGCAGCACUUCCCCUCCACCCAGCUGCUGGACUACGCUUUAGAUGUGGAGAAGAUCACCACCUCUAAAAAACCCAACUUGAUCCUGAAUGUGGAUGGCUUCAUUGGUGUAGCCUUUGUGGACUUGCUCAGGACUUGUGGUGGUUUUACAAGGGAUGAAGCUGAUGAGUUUGUGGAAAUUGGAGCUCUGAAUGGCAUCUUUGUCCUGGGGCGCAGCAUGGGAUUUAUUGGACACUACCUGGACCAAAAGAGGCUGAAGCAGGGUCUGUAUCGCCACCCCUGGGAUGACAUCUCCUAUGUGCUUCCAGAACACAUGUCCAUGUAACCAGAGGGA
Molecule: messenger RNA, 3424 nt
Organism: Anoplopoma fimbria (sablefish)
Lineage: Eukaryota; Metazoa; Chordata; Actinopteri; Perciformes; Anoplopomatidae
Gene: aclya
Product: ATP citrate lyase a
Exons: 28
Coding region: 137-3415 (1092 amino acids)
Biological process (GO): fatty acid biosynthetic process; citrate metabolic process; acetyl-CoA biosynthetic process
Cellular component (GO): cytosol
Molecular function (GO): ATP citrate synthase activity
Source: RefSeq, a predicted model, not a curated record